GCGUAACGUAUCGUCUCUCUCACUCCAUAUGUUUUUUCAUAGUUUUCACAGUUGACCUAUCCAGUGCGAGUGUCCAAAAAACGGCACAAUGUUUACGAAUAGUAUAGAAGAACGCUCUGAAGUGUAAAGGUUGAUUUGUGAAACGUCAGGUUGUGUUCCUAGGCCUCUGUUCGUUAUUUCGUCUCUUCUUUAAGAAGCAAAAAAAAAGAAAAGAAAAAGGAGACACCUUUAUCGAUUUUGUGAGGGUAAGAUCCAGUGAUUGCAUCAGCUUCAACAAUUUUAAAAAAUACCCAGUUUGUUCGUUGGAGCUUUGAGACUUUGUAACUAGGAGAUAAGGACAAGUCUCAUGAGACAUGACUUCUUCAGUGCAUGAGCUCUCUGAUAACAAUGAAAGUCAUAAGAAGCAAGAACGUCCAGAUUCUCAAACCCCACCACCGGUUCCUUCAGGACCAUGUUCAGAUACUAGCUCCGUCUACUCAGAGCCGAUGGCGCAUGGGCUCUACCCGUAUCCAGAUCCUUACUACAGAAGCGUCUUUGCGCAGCAAGCCUAUCUUCCACAUCCAUAUCCUGGUGUUCAAAUGCAGUUAAUGGGAAUGCAGCAACAAGUGGUUCCAUUACAAUGUGAUGCAAUCGAAGAACCUGUUUUUGUUAACGCAAAGCAGUACCACGGUAUACUAAGGCGUAGGCAAUCCAGGGCAAAACUUGAGGCAAGAAACAGAGCUAUCAAGUCAAAGAAGCCAUAUAUGCAUGAAUCUCGUCAUUUGCAUGCGAUAAACCGACCAAGAGGAUGUGGAGGCAGGUUUCUCAAUGCUAAGAAGAAGAAUGGAGACCGUACGAAGGAGGAAACCUCUGAUGAGAACACUUCAGAAGCAAGUUCCAGCCUCAUGUCUGAGAAAUCAGCUGUGGCCCCUAAUUGAGUAAAAAGUUCAUGCACAACCACAAGUUUAGUUUAUAUUUUGGGUGGAUGUUUGUAUCAGUGCAAUAUUGUUUUUGGACACUCUCUGUCGACUGUGUAUAGGUUUAUUAUUGCUUGGAGCAGAUAGGGAGGUCGUUUUGUUUUAGUGAUUAGAAAUAAAACUGAGCAAGGAGAUGGAAGUGGUUGAAUGUAUUGUUUGUAUCAAAAUGAUCUUUGCCAAUGAAUUGAUGUUUUGGGAACUUAACCAAUGUUAUUAGCUUUG
Molecule: messenger RNA, 1178 nt
Organism: Eruca vesicaria subsp. sativa (arugula)
Lineage: Eukaryota; Viridiplantae; Streptophyta; Magnoliopsida; Brassicales; Brassicaceae
Source: the annotation of a GenBank genome assembly